This is a messenger RNA of Arabidopsis lyrata subsp. lyrata, 2403 nucleotides long. RefSeq names its product RNA polymerase I-specific transcription initiation factor RRN3. The record is from RefSeq and is a predicted model, not a curated record. Gene Ontology annotation, molecular function: RNA polymerase I core binding; RNA polymerase I general transcription initiation factor activity. Lineage: Eukaryota; Viridiplantae; Streptophyta; Magnoliopsida; Brassicales; Brassicaceae. Gene Ontology annotation, cellular component: nucleus. Gene Ontology annotation, biological process: transcription initiation at RNA polymerase I promoter.
UUAGGUUAGUUUGGAAUUAGAUAAAUGAUUAAUUAAUUGAAGUUAUAUAUAAUGUUAAUUUUGAGGGUUUCGCGGGAUUCAUUCGAACUAAUUCUUCUGCCGACAAAGAGAAGAAGAAGACGACGACGUUGGUGAACUCCCCACCAAGCUUAGGCCUUUCGUAACCCUAUUUCACGUUUGAGAUUCCGGUGGAAUUCGCUACUAGUAUCUGACUGGAGCCUGAGCUGCGUAGGCUUAGAGAAUUCAUCCGUGUGUGUGAGUUCUCUAACCUUUGCUUGUUCAUGGUGGGCUUUGGUUUCUUGGUUUAGAAGAAAAUUGUUAGGGCGAGAAGAAAAAAAUGAAUAUAGAAUGAAUUUCUCUUAAGGGUUUAGGGUUUUGCUGCUCUAGUCUUGGUUUUUGAUGGAUUGAUUUUGUUCUUUAUAUAGUAGGUGAAAGUUUGAAGCAGUAGCAUAGAGAAUGGGAGCAGAAGAAGAAGUGGACAAUGUUGAGUUAAGCGACAAAGCUUUGGUGUUAGCCAUUAGAGAGGUCCUUGCAUCUGUCCAAUGUGGAGACACCGAUCAAUAUAAGUACAUUAAAAAGAAAUCUGAUGGCCAUGCUGUGGCACAGAAAGAGGUGCCUGAAGAUGUCGAUGUUGUGGCUCAGCGAGAGACACUCUUGAAAACUCUAUCACGCUCUGUUGCUUGCUUAGAUGAAGUUCACCAUAACCGGCUUCUUGUACUUAUUCUUGGGACGAGAAUUUGGGAUCACAUACCUAAUGUAAAUGUAAUGUAUGCAUUGCUGGACCUAAUCGUAUCACUGGCCACUACUAGUGGAAAGUAUCUGAUCUCUUGUUUAAAUAUGCUCGUAUCUAAUUUACGUUCGCAACCCCGCAUACUCAACAAUAAGGAGCAGGAAGUUCUUUCCCGGGUGCACGCAGCUCUUCACAAGAUUUCGUAUUUAGUUCCCCUUGCUCCCUCAAUAUUACUGCCCAUACUCGCCCAGGGAAUGCCUAGCGUAGACGACAAAGACCAUCUUGUAGUGCCAUAUGUGGAGAACUUGUUGAAGUUGGAGAACAGCUCAAUCAUCGGAAAAGUUGUUGGCAACGGGAUUCUUAGGGUUGUAAUGGAGAGGUUGCGAGAUCUCGAUUUGAAGAUUGGGUGGGAUGAUAUACUCCAAGAUGACUCUACCAUAGCCAUGUUUGAUAUGGAACUUGACCUUGCAGUUGAAGGCACUACCAAUGAAGGAGAGGAGUUUUCAGUUCGGUCUCUAAAUCAAAAUGGAAAUGUAGUCUCUAAAUCGUUGGACGAUUUGAUGGUCCUAUCUUUUCAUCAUCUUGAAUUCUGCCAAGAUGCUGGUCGUCUGGAUGAGGUGUUUGAAAAUCUGUUCGUGUCGUUUGAGAACUUAAUUCUGAACACGCAAAAAACAAAAAUUUCACAGUUCCUGAUGUUCUAUGCGUGCUCACUAGAUCCUAAAAGUUGUGGUGUGAAAUUUGCCAGUAAGCUGUUGGACAUAUUUCUCUCCAGCAACAAACAUCAAGUUACUAGGUUUCUCCCCUUACUAAACAGGACGAAUGCAGUGGCUUAUCUAGCUAGCUACUUGGCUCGUGCAAAGUUUUUGCCUACUUCUUUUGUGGCUAGCAUGUUGAAAAGAUUGGUGGAUGAGUGUGCGGAUUACUGCAGAACAUGCAAUGAUGAUGUUAGGCCUGAAGAACAUCAAGAUUUUUAUUCAGGAUGUCAGGCAAUCUUGUAUGUGCUAUGCUUCCGAAUGAGAUCAAUCCUAGCUGUUCCUCGCUUCCUAUCGCAGCUUACACCAUUGGAGUCGGUUUUAUCUCACAAACUAGACCCGUUGAAGGUGUGCCUUCCAUCUGUAGUUUCUGAGUUCCUUAAACAAGCCAAAGCUGGUGGUAUGAUCAUUGUCUCGGAAGCCUUCAUUUUUGAUGACCUACCCGAGUCUGAGCUCUCUCGUGCUUUUGGUGGAUUUCCCGUCGACCCAUGCUUGUUAGAAAGCUCUAACAGUGUUAUCUCUCGGAACUUCAUCUACUGGUCAGAGGUGAAAAAGAAGACUUAUGAUGAGGAUGAGUUUUUGCCGGAAGUCAUAGUGUAUGGAGAUACAGAGAGUGAGGAGGAUUGUGAUGAUGAUGAUGUUGUUCUUGAUAACGAGGUGAACAAGAUGUCUACAACUCCUACACACACCUUCAUGCGCAAAACAGAGAGACUCUUGAAGAUGCCUUCGAGGAUCAGUCCAUCAACUAGUUCUCGUGAAUCUCUCUGAUUCUAGUGGAGAGGAGGCAAUUUUGCAAGCUACGGUUCCUAAUACAAUCUUUUUGCAAGCCUUUAAAAUCUAAAAAUACGUUUCUUUAUUGGACUUGGUUUUGUAUGCAAGUUUUGAUAAAUUUUGGCAUCAGUCGAAGUUAGAAAUCGAUCA